Amoebophrya sp. A25 is the source of this 2753-nucleotide messenger RNA. The record is from the annotation of a GenBank genome assembly. NCBI's taxonomy places the organism in Eukaryota, Dinophyceae, Syndiniales, Amoebophryaceae.
GCUGUGGCUUAGACGAACAAAAUGAAAGUGGGUUUAGAAGUGCAUCACCCCAAGGACCCUUUUUCCUAUAUUUAUCCGAGGUUGAUAAAACCACGCAUCUAAAAAGAACACAUUUUUCAGGAGGAGGAAAAUCAAAAUUUUUAGUUCGAGGAAAAGUUCUUCUACUUGCUUUACAUUUACUUAAUAGAUACUACUUUUUCUGACUGAGACCCGCUUGUGUAGGAGGUCUGUUGAACAGAGUGACAUAUACUUGCUUCUCUUGAUUACACCCAAAGAAUAGACACCAGUAGGAAAAUGGCGAUGAUUGGUGCAACAGCGAUCUGGAAGGUCGCGACUGGGACGAAGAAGGCCAUAGACUUCCUACAGAGCUUCAACGGCGUAGAAGAAGAAGGUUACGUUCUAUGGAAAACCCUGGAAUCCCUGAGCAUACCCGUCAGCGUCGCAGACAAGCUAUUGGUUCGAGAGGAGGCGUUGGUGGUGCUGUUGCCGAGUACUCUAAACUACUAAAUCUAAACUAUUGUUGUCGUGGUUCUGUCAUUGUUGCUACUUGAUUUCGAAGAUCGUGGCAGGAUCUUCUAAUACUUCACCACCCACAAGUAUUGAAGUGAAAACCUUUCUCAUUCUCAAUUCUGCUGUCCAAAAAUUUUAGCUACUCUUAAGGGAAAACCGCAGACGUGUUGGUGCCGCAGACGAAUUGAGAAUGAGAAAGGUUUUCACUUCAAUAACAAGCACCUUCUUGUGCGUUAUCUUCAAGCACCUUCUUCAGGUACUCGUCUCAUCAAGUUUCAGAUAGGCAAAGUUGAGGAGAUCCUUGAAAUAGGGACUGCUGAACACGAGGACGAGGACGAAAGACCCGACUCGAAGGAGUCAUGGGGUAAAUGGCUAAGGUCGAAAAAAGAUGGGAAAGAAAGUUAAGCUUCUUGUGAUGAUUCACCAAGAUGAAGAUCAUGAUCGAAAGUAGGUGCCAUAUUUUAAAAAUGGUCUAUUAUUAAAAAGUAUUGACUCCUCUUUUCGUUGAGCAAGUGACCGGCCGCUUAACCUGCUUAUGCAUACCAGUCAAGAAGGUGAUGUUACAAACCUGCUCUUCACUAGGUAGUACUAAAAAAGAGGUAUCGAAGAUUGCUUUCCAACGAGAACAUCAAGGUAGAGGAGAAGUGCUGGAACUAUAUUACUCAAUGGAUAAUUUCCAGCACAUCUCCGCUUGAAGGGUUCCGGUAUUUGGUAACCUGAGUUUGAUCCUAAGGGAAAACAAGAAGAGAACCCUUAGGAUCAAACUUAGGUCCAAAUACCAGAACCAUACACCGCUACAGGAGCCCUAGUCAUCUAUCUCCUUUCUAAGGCAGAAGAGAACGAAUCGCGGAGAUGCUGCCCAAGUUGAAUGCGGUGAUCAGCAUGCUUUCUUUAGGACUGCAGACCUUAGCAGUGCAACCGGAAGUCCUAAGACGCGUGCAGCCUGGAGCGCCAAUGUGCUUCGUCCCAGCUGCAUAUGCAAAAGCACAACGACUGCUGGAGGAAGUUCUGUUUGGUAUGCUUUUUUACUUAUUGAUCCUCAUGUAGAGGAUAAUAUACAGAUUGAUAUGAUGCGUUUUUUAUGUAUGUUGAUAGAUCGAUCCCUAUCCUAUCCUAUAGGCGGCAUCCUAUCCUAUAGAUCGAUCCCUAGGCGGCAUCUUAUCCUAUCCUAUCCUACUUCUUUUUUCGUAUUUGCGUUCUUUUUACUACAAGAUGUUAGGAGGUCAUUUUUAAAAUUUAUCUCUCUGCUAGGAUUAAUCAUGUCGAAAUCUGCCUCAACAGCAUAGUAGUCAUCAUGAUCAUUCCACCUUCACCUCCACGACCUUCUCCAGGUCGCGUCACCUCCCUUGGCUUAUGCUGUGGCCAGUGGUGGCAACGGGAGGUCAAAUCUGCGGCCAAAAAGACGGUUCUGGUGUGCAAGGGACCAGCAACUGUAUGUCUUAGCAAGGAUGCAAAGUCCAAAAACUUGCAGUUGAGCAUAGCAGCGGCACCGCCACAAGAUGAAGAUGAUGAGCAUGACGAUUGGCCAUCCCAGAUUUUUGACCUUAUUGGGGGACCAUCUAGUAAGUCUUCUAGUAGCAGCAGUGCUGGUCCGACUACAGUAGAGCGACGCCGUGGAGGCGGUGGAACAAGGAUGACUACUUCUACAGAGGACAAUGAAGUAAAUCGGCCAGAAGGAGACAUAAUUUAUCAAAUAUCCACUCAAGCAGAAGGAACAAGUUCUAGUUCUACUCUUAGUCCUACAGGAGCGGUUCUGAAAGGCUUCCUUGAAUUUGAGCUAGAUUAUGACAAUGCUGUAUCAGCAGAGGUGUUUGAAUUGAUAGUAGGUCUAGCUAUUCACACUGAUUCGUUGCGCAACGACUUUCCUAACGAAACUGGUGGAAAGUUUGCCAGAGAAACUAUGCCGAAGAUUGGGUUUCCCUACGAUUUCAGGCAAGACGAUGCAUUGCGAUUACAAGUGCAAGACCUGGAAAAUGGAAUAGCAAACUUGAAUUUGUAGUCGUAUUCAAUGCAAGGCGGAAAUAAAGCUCUCUGAUGUCGGUAACCUGAUGUGAAAAUCCCAUAUUCCGUUUCCAUCUCUGACUAGAUGUCAUUCACAUUUAACGAGCCUCGCCACAUUCGUCACUGUGUGUCACUCAGAACAAGCGCCUAGCAGCAUGCUAAAGUUGUCUUGAUACUUCUACACCACUGUGGUACACGCAAUGCGCAACCACAUCAACAGUGCAGCAAACUCUUGCUCCAAG